This is a messenger RNA of Bipolaris maydis ATCC 48331, 891 nucleotides long. RefSeq lists its product as uncharacterized. The record is from RefSeq and is a predicted model, not a curated record. Lineage: Eukaryota; Fungi; Ascomycota; Dothideomycetes; Pleosporales; Pleosporaceae. Gene Ontology annotation, biological process: ribosome assembly; ribosomal large subunit biogenesis. Gene Ontology annotation, molecular function: RNA binding. Gene Ontology annotation, cellular component: nucleus; nucleolus; preribosome, large subunit precursor.
AGACCCAGCCAGUUCAGCACAGCUCCUCCAAACCCCCAACCCAAUCUACAGUUGGGAAAUACAUACAUAUACAUACGAACUCGCCCAAAAUGAGGCCCCUCACCGAACCAGAAACCAAAACUCUCUUCGAGAAACUAGCUUCCUACUGCGGCAAAGGCAUCACAAACCUCAUUGCCGACCCAGCUGGCGGCAAUGACCGCAACGUCUUCCGCGUGCAGGGCUCCCGCGUCUACUACGUCCGCGAAUCCCUCGCCAACCUCGCUACAAGCGUCGCGCGCGACAACCUGCUCUCCCUUGGCAUCUGCCUCGGAAAAUUCACAAAAACCGGCAAGUUCCGCCUCCACAUCACAGCGCUGAGCGUCAUUGCGCCGCACGCGCGGUACAAGGUGUGGGUGAAGCAGAAUGGCGAGAUGCCCUUCUUGUACGGCGGCAAUGUGUUGAAGGCGCAUGUGGGCAGGUGGAGCGAGGAUUGUCCUGAGCAUCAGGGUGUGGUGGUUUUGAGUAUGAAUGAUACGCCGUUGGGAUUCGGUGUGAGUGCGAGGUCGACGGCUGAUGCGAGAAAGUUGGAUCCCACGGGCAUUGUUACGUUUCGACAGGCGGAUAUUGGCGAGUACCUGCGAGAAGAAGAUUCGUUGUUUACGACUUGAGUUUGGUAAGAUGGCCAAAGGGAAAGUUUUUUUAUUCCAUGUUGCUGGGGAGGGGAGAUUGUAGUGGAGGUAAGAGGAAAGAAAAAAAAGACCAAACGCGCAAUGGGAGUUGAAUGCCUGUGUCAAAGGAAACACCAUGCAAGCGCGUAGAAGCUGGAAAAAAGUGCGCAAGCUACAGGAUGGGGGGCUGGCUGGCUUGCAGGAAGAAGAACUCUACAAGAACAAAUGAGAUACCCAAGUCCUU